AUGGGCGUGGCCAUGGAGCAUAUGCAAGAUUCGGCAAGAAAUCUUGAAGAAGAAGAAGAUGCGAAGGGGGCGCUAGAGUUUAGGAAGAAAAGAAAUGAAAAAAUGUGGAGAGGGGGUGGGUGCAGCACUGAUGCUGAUGUGCAGGUUCCUGCAGUUCAUUGGUGGUAUAAGACUACUAGUCAUGCAGCAGAGUUAACGGCAGGAUUCUAUAACCCUACAAACCAAGAUGGAUACUCUCCAGUUUUUGAGGUUCUGAGAAAACACUCAGUGACGUUGAAGUUUGUUUGCUUGAGAUUUCACGUUUCUGGUCAGGAAUAUGAAGCAUUUGCUGAUCCAGAAGGUUUGAGUUGGCAGGUUUUAAACUCCGCCUGGGAUCGAGGAUUGACUGUGGUUGGUGAGAAUGCACUUCCAUGUUAUGAUAGAGAAGGGUACAUGAGCAUGGUUGAGAUGGCCAAGCCCAGAAAUGAUCCUGAUCGCCGCCACUUUUCAUUCUCUGUGUAUCAACAGCUAACCCCUUUGGUUCAGGGAACAAUUUGCUUCCCAGAGUUGGAUUACUUCAUCAAAUCCAUGCAUGGUGAGAUAGCAGGUGAUCUAGUACCCUGAUAAGAUCAAGCCAUCAAGGUGUGUACUUUGUUCUUUUGUGAAGGAUAUCAAGAAAACAUGUGCUGGUUUCAACUGAAGGCCAUUUAAGGGGCAAGUGACAUGAAAGCUAAGGAUUUUAUGGGGGCUUAAACUUAAAGCACCUGAGCAGCUUAAUAAUCUAAUUAGUUCGACGUCCUAGGUUAAGUUAUCUUGUUGACUUGUGGUUACUGUAUUCCAUAUUGUAAUUUAAUCGAUUUUAUGUCUGCUUACUGAAGCUAGGGCAGAGGUAAAUAGGUGUUUCAAAAGCCUAAAUUUAAGGAGUUUCAAUGUUCAGUAAUUGAGGAUAUUGUAUAUUAUGUAUUAAUUAGCAAGGGUAGUUUGGUGUAGACAUGAGGAGCCACAACGAGGAAGGCAUAUGAUGUAUUAGCUCUUGAAGCAAACUUGUGAUCAAUAUGUAAGGUGUAAAUUCUAUCUUCUUUGGGCAUGAGGAAUUAAUGCA
This is a messenger RNA of Alnus glutinosa, 1081 nucleotides long. Its product is annotated as beta-amylase 8. Gene Ontology annotation, biological process: polysaccharide catabolic process. The record is from RefSeq and is a predicted model, not a curated record. Gene Ontology annotation, molecular function: beta-amylase activity. The coding region runs from base 1 to 603 and encodes 200 amino acids. Lineage: Eukaryota; Viridiplantae; Streptophyta; Magnoliopsida; Fagales; Betulaceae. The transcript has 4 exons.